Messenger RNA from Cydia pomonella (codling moth), 813 nucleotides. RefSeq lists its product as uncharacterized. The record is from RefSeq and is a predicted model, not a curated record. Bases 1 to 813 code for a protein of 270 amino acids. The transcript has a single exon. Lineage: Eukaryota; Metazoa; Arthropoda; Insecta; Lepidoptera; Tortricidae.
AUGACCAAUGAGAAAAAAGCAUCCUGGCGAUGCCCCGCGUGCCGAGUGGCCCCGCAAUCGCCCCAAAUUUCUCAGGAGGCCUCUUUAGCUGACUUGUUUGCCGAAGUAAAAAUUUCGAGAGCUUCAAUUGAGGCCAAAAUAGAUAAUGUUCAGCUGCAAGUCACUGAUUUGAACAACAAGUGGAGCAGCUUGGAGUCGCGCCUGGCUAGUAUGGAGGAGAGAAUUUCGAAUACAGAGGAUAAAAUAGAGACCCUUUCGACUUUGCCGCCGCAAAUUAAAGAGUUACAGGAACACGUUACAUGCCUCAAAAAGGAAAAUAAUGAUCGUGAUCAGUUUGGAAGGCUAAAUAACGUGGAGAUCACCGGUGUUCCGUUACGUUCAGGGGAAAAUCUGCGUACCAUAUUUCACAAUAUAUGUACCAAGGUCGGCUUUGCCCUUGACCAAUCGGACAUCGAUUGUAUUCAUCGGAUUAGAGUUUUCUCUACGGAAGCAAAGCAGCAAAAUCUUCGUCCACCCUCGAUUAUCGUCCGCUUUACCCGGCGGGCGCGCAGGGACGAGUUGCUGGCGGCGGCCCGCGCCCGCCGUGGCAUCACCACGGCUGACGCCGGCUUGGACGGUCCAUCGAUCAACGUUUACUUGAACGAGCACCUGACGCCCGCUAAUAAGUUGUUGUUAAAGCGUGCACGCGAAGUAAAAUCUGAGCUGAACUAUGCUUAUGUGUGGGUGAAAGAAUGCAAGAUUUUUUUGCGUAAAAAUGACACUUCGAGGGUUAUACGUAUCGUCUCCGAAUCCGACCUGUUAAAACUUAAAUGA